UAAAUUGCAGGAAACUAUAUUGCCAAUUUUUGGAAGCUGUGGAGAGGUCCAUGGGGCUGGAGAAAAUCAUUAUAAGAAGAUGGAAUUCCCCCAGGCUUACUAUCUAUUACCUCCUUGAAAGUGCUGUCAUUUAAAAAUGGCAGAGCUUUAUUGUUGCUCAACAACCUUAUGAUUGCACAUCUCAUUUUUCCUGGAGGAGAACUGGGGGAAGAGAUAGAAGGCUGCUUCAGACUUGAUUUGCCACCACAAACCUUGGAAAGGAUAGUGGAUGUUACUUUCUGCAGAGGUGUCCUCUUCUUGUUGGAUGAGACCGGAUGGAUAUAUAUAUUUGAUACUACAGAUGGCGUAUAUUUGGCCCAUGUCAGUGUCUGUCUCUAUCAGUCAUGGGGGCAAGAAGAGAAAAACCAGGAUAUGCCACUUCCUCUUGUGCUGCUAAAUAUAUCACAUGAUCUCAGUGUGGCUGUGGUUGUCAGCUGCUCCAAUUGUGUUGCUGCUGUUGACCUCAACUUGUACUUCAGAGAAUAUCCUGACCAUUUAUUUUGCAAGCGAAGCUUUGAGAAUCUUCCUAUGCAGCAGUUGGAGGCAACAGAUGAAGAUGACCUCAGAAGUUCAAAUUACAGCAUGAAGUUCUUACAGCCUUCAUUCGAGGCCGACAGAUCCUGGAUGACACGCUUACUAUCUUUGUAUGAUACACACCCCCACAAUUAUUUUCCACAUUUGUUUACUGAUGUUGAGUUGCCUUGGUAUCAGUAUCUUAUGCACUUAGAACCUCUUAACUCUAAGACUUUGGAAACUUCUGGAGCCUCCCUCUUUCAAGAUGUUGCAUUUGUUCUUUCAAGCUCCAGAGGGAAAGAUAAUAAAAGCACUAGAGACAGACAAUGGAAGAAUAUGUAUUUAGGUGACCUAGAAGAGUGUGUGAAACUUGACUGUAAACAUGUGACAGGUUUUAAUGCACUGUUCACUGUCUCAAGUGAAAGUGAAGGAUUGACUCUUGUUUUCUGGGAUUUCGUGACUCAGGACAUCAUACAAUGUUAUGUGGGCAAAAAUUGUUUUUUUGUGGAAUAUACCAGAGAGGAACCACUAUGGCUUAUCCUUUCAGAGACUGGCCUCUUCUUGUUCCUGUUUGGCUUUACACAAGAGGAAUUCUUGAACAGACUGAUCAUCUAUGGAAACGCUGGCACUGUGGAUUCUCUUUGCCACCUCAAUAGAUGGGGAAGGUGCUCCAUUCCUGUACAUGCCUUAGAGGCUGGUUUAGAGAACCGACAGCUGGACACCGUGGAUUUUUUCCUAAAGAAUAAAGAGAACCUUUUCAGUCUGUCUGCAGCAUGCUCUAUACAAGAUCAGCCUGCAAAUACGUCAGAUUUUUACUUGAAGAAUGUCGAAGAGUUGAGGCCAGCAUUGGAUUUACUGUGUAAGGCAAUUCAAGAAAACGAUGUGGAAACCCAGAGCAAGCAUUUCUCUGAGCAGCUGCUGAACCUCACCUUAUCUUUCCUUAACAAACAACUCCGCGAGAUUUUUAUCCUCAGGGAAGAAUUGGAUGAAAAUAUGGUCCAGUGCGUUGACAUUUUCACCAGCUACAUUACCAAGCUUAGGACAUUUAUGAUAAGGUUCCCUCAUAAGCCAUCUGGUGUCGUCAGUCAGCCCUGGGAUUCUGAAGAUAACCUUCCCACAAUGGAGCAAAGCCAGAUGUGGGAAAAAUUUGAUACAGAGCAAGCUGUUACUGAAGCCCUUUUAAGCAACAGACUGCCGGAGGCACAAACCUUUUUCCGCCUGACUUGCAACCCUGCCCAGAAUCUUGGGCAGCUGACCCAAAUAGGCCUGGAGGCGGCUUAUAAAAGCCUCUUGAAGGGUGACACAAAUGAAGCUUCUGAACUUCUAAGAAACAUGGGCCUCAGCGUGAAGCAGCAACUACACAAAAUAUGUUUCUAUACAACAGAUUAUCAUGUCCGGGACUUCUUGGUGAAUAUGCUGCAAGAAGAAGAGAUCCUUUCCGAAGCCGAGAAGGAAACGAUAGGCUUUGUGCAUCGGGUAGAACAUGCUUAUUCAGGCACCUUACAGAGGGAGGAAAGGAGGGCAGCCUGUUGCAGAUCUUGGAGAAAAGAACCAGACUGUGUCGAUGCUGCUGUGUUGGAUGCCUUUUUGAAUUGCGGUCAAGAUAGAAUUCAUAACAGGGAGCACAGAGUAAUAUUAAACUGGGGUCAGUGGUGGAAUCCAUCUGCACGAGAAAGGAUUCUUCUCCCUGUGAGAUCUCAGGAAGGUGAAUUUACGUUCUGUAAUCCUGAGGUCCUCUGGCUGUAUUUAUCGUCUUGGCAUGAUUGGGUAAAUAUUAGUUCGUGGAUUGCCGAAUCUCAGCCACAAGACAACGUCACAAACUGGCCGCCUCUCCCUUUAGAAGCCAUUGGACAAAGUGCGUUAUGCAGCCGUUACUUGCGAAACGAAGUGUUGGACAUCCUAGCCAGAAAGGGGACUUUCGUGCCAGCAGAGCUAGAAGACUUUGAAGGCCUUCUGCAAAGACUGGCUUGUGCUGGAGGAGUGAUGCAGGACCCACACCCUGUCCUGGACUACGUGUCUGCUGGCGGCUUUGAUUUUCACGCGUGCUUUAUCCUUUAUUGCUUAGAACGGGGGCUGGAUCCUCUUCUCUACACCUACUUAGAUUACUAUCGUUUGUUUUCUUCAGACUGUCCCAUUCUGAGUGACAAAGAGCUGCAUGAAGCACACCCUUGGUUUGAAUUUUUAGUGCAGUGUCGAGACAUUGCCAACAACCCUAGAGAGGCGAAAAUGAUUUUUCAGGCUAGCCUAGCAAAUGCCCAGAUCUUGAUUCCCAGCAACCAGGCCAGUGUGAGCACCAUGCUGCUGGAGGGACGAACUCUUCUUGCCCUUGCUACCACAAUGUUCGCCGGGGGAGGUAUUGACCAGAUUGUUCAGAAAGGAGAUGGAAGAGAGAAGGUGGAUGCCCAGCUCUUCAGGAUGGCCCUUGCUCCUUACCCCAAGCUUAGAGCUGCCCUCUUCCCUCAGAUCACUCCUCAUGGAAUCGUACCUUCCGAUCUUUCUCUCUACCACCUUAUUCAGUCCUUAGUUCCAUUUGAUUCCACUAAGUUGUUUGGCUGGCAGUCAGCAAAUACACUUGCCAUUCCUGAUAUUUGCAACGACCUGCCUCACUUCUCAUGCUUGACUCUUGUAAACAAGCAUGCUAUCAUAGAACAUCUUGAUUUAUCCUACUACUUAUAUCAUGAGCGCCCCUCAUUUGCUUUUGGGGCAUUUUUAGCUCAGCAGUUAUCAAAGAGCAACAUCCCAAAGGAGCUGGUUCAGCAAGUGGGUAACGAAGCCUAUUCCAUGGCCCUCUCAGUUUUCUAUGCACCUUCUCUCGCUGCAACCUCUGUCUGCUUUUUGGAAAUGCUGGGCCUGGAUAGCCUCAAACUCAGAGUGGAUGUUAAAGCUGCCAAUGUGAUUUUGAGCUUCAUGUCUAGAAAAGAGGAGCCACAGCACAACUCCAUCAGACAGUCCUUGGUUGAAAAGCUAGCAGAACUGGCUGAUGGAGAAAAAACCGCAGCAGAAGACCUUCUUGUCUGUUUAGAGGAAGCAGUUUGGGAUAAGGUUGAACAUCAAGAGACAAAGAAGACAUCCAGUGAGGCGAGGAAGCACUGGUCUCUGGUCGUCCAGUUUUGCCAGCUCCACAAUAUCAAGCUGAGCACAUCGUACCUGAAAGCAUGUGCGCGAUCGAACGAAUGGCUGCAGUUUGUUACUGAAGCGCAAAUGCACGGCUACCAGCCAGCUGAGGUGAUCCCUCUUCUUCGGGACUUCCCCCUGCCCCUGCGGGACCACUUGAAGUUGGCCCUGGACAAUUUGGAGCCUUUGGAGUUUCUGCCGGAAGGGCAGGGUGGCUUGCAGUGGCCUGAGCAGCAGCCCCAUGACCUCUUCCGCCUCCUGCUCCAGAGCCGGGAGCAGCCGUGUCCUUGGCGGGGCCUUCUGUCCGCCUCGGUGAAGCACCACGCGCCCGUCCUGAGUGUGCUCGCUGCUUGCUUCCAGGAUGCCGGUAUUCUCCAUUGUCUCUGUGUUUGGAUAAUAACUUCCGUGGACAGUUCCACCACCACCGAGGUGAUCAGCCACAUUGAAGGCAUAGUUGAAACCCACGAGUGGGGCCUUCCUGACUUGGCCAUUCUCUGGCAGCAGCUGUUGAAGAGGCAAAAGGUCAGGACCCUUCUUCGUGGAUUUCAGCUCUUCCUGAAGGAUUCUCCUUUGCUGAUAAUGCUGGAAGUGUAUGAACUGUGCAUGGACUACAAAAAUUACAGCAAAGCCAAGACCAAACUACUCACAUUUCAAGCCAGUCUUUCAAAACUUCAGGUUCAGUAUGAAAGGCUGCUGCCCGUCCUCCCGGUGCCCUGGCUGGAGUUGCAGGCCUCCUUCCUCCUCAAGCUGAUGCUGCAGCAGUGCAGAACAGAGUACGAAUUCAGGAAACUCCUCCAGCUGCUUGCAGAUGCAGGAACUGCUCUUCUACAUGGGCCAGAUAUGAAGAAGCUGAGCGCCCUCAGUGCCAUCCUGAAAGAUUCAUCCCUCUCAGUCAGUCGGGCUCUUCUAAGCAAUUACAGCUUUGAGAAGUUUCAGAACGAGUGCCAAAGGAUUCUGGAGCAGCUGCAGGAGAGCAGCUCUUUUUCCAUGGCUCGUGAUGUAGCAGAACUGGCAGCGCUGCCUGUAGACAACGUUGUUAUUCAGGAGGCACUUCAAAACAUCAACCUCCUGAAACAGAUUGGCCAUUGGACUCAAAAACGGACAAGGAUUGAGUUCUGGAAAAAGUGCCAUGAGAACUACGUGCAAAAUGCCAUCUCUAAUCAAGCUGCCUCCAGCUUCUUCUCAACUCAGGCAGAUUUCGUGUCUGAGGGCCUGGAGGACGAGAAGGCAUCUGGCAUCUUAGAGAGGCAACUCCUGCUUGCUUUAGCUGGACACUGGCUGGUCAAAAAUGACCCAAUUCCUCUUGAUGAUCUGGAAAAGAUAGAGAAGGAAAUUUGGCUGUGCCACAUCACACGACAAACGUUAAACCAAGGCACAGGGCAGAUCGAGUCCAGAGUUUCUCACCAGAUUUCCAUAAGUAGCGAGCUGUCCUUUGACUCCUUAGCCAAGGAAUUCUCCUUUUCUAAGGUUGCUGCUUUGAACAUUCCUAAGUAUCUGGAGCUUGGAGGUUUCCCUUCCCAGGAUAUAUCCCAAAUGAUGCUUUCUGAAGCUGAAGUGGCAUCACUGAGUUUUCUGGUUGGACGUCUUCUAGACGAAGGAAGUGUACAUGAAGCUGCCCGGGUUUGCCGAUAUUUUAACUUCUACAGCAGAGAUGUCUCACUGAUCUUGCAUUGCAGAACACUGGCCUUAGGAGAGGUCUCUCAAAACUGCUUCCAUCCAGAGAUCCAGGCUCUCCUGGCAGCUGAAAGAAUAGAGGAAAGCAAGAGGAACAGAGAAGCAGAGCCUGAAAGAAACCGGUUGAAGAGCUCCUCAAGCCUUGAUUCCUGGUCCUCCUUUGGGGUCUCCUCUCCAGAUAGUCAGGUUGUCAGCAGCCUGCAGGCUUUAGUUGCAGAAUGUGUGCAUGGCCGGAAUUAUUGUCGACAGACCCUCUACCUUUAUGAACUCUCCAAAGAGCUUGGCUGUUCCUUCAAUGAGAUCGCUGUCCACGAUUCUGAGAAGCUGCUUCGGGUGAUCCUGUCCUCACAGCAGCCAGGCUGGUACAAGAAGGCCCAGGCCUUCAUCACCAAUCAGGGGCUGGAGCCAGAGGCGGUGGCUGAGCUUGUGGCAGAAGAAAUCAUGCAAGAGUUGCUGGUACCUUCUCAGGAAAGAAGCCAGCAAAACCCAGUUCUGAAUCCAGCAGAGGAGAGCCAGAGGUUCCUGCAACUGGCCAAGCUUUGCCAGGACCACACACUUGUUGGCAUGAAGCUGCUGGACAAAGUUUCCUCUGUGCCACAUGGGGAGCUUGCCUGCACUACGGAACUGCUGAUUCUGGCCCAUAACUGUUUCAGCUUGACUUGUCACAUGGAAGGGAUUACUCGUGUCCUGCAAGCUGCCCGGCUGCUCACAGAUGAACAUUUGGCACCAAAUGAAGAGUAUGGUCUUGUGGUUCGACUUCUCACUGGCAUCGGCAGAUACAAUGAGAUGACGUACAUCUUUGACCUGCUGCAUGAAAAACAUUACUUUGAGGUGCUCAUGAGAAAGAAAUUGGACCCAAGUGGGACUCUCAAGACGGCCCUGCUAGACUACAUCAAGCGUUGCCGCCCAGGAGACAGUGAGAAGCAUAACAUGAUUGCACUCUGCUUCAGCAUGUGCCGGGAGAUCGGGGAGAACCAUGAGGCUGCAGCCAAGAUCCAGCUGAAGCUCAUUGAAUCUCAGCCGUGGGAGGAGAGCCUCCGGAAUGUGCCAGGCUUGAAGAAGCUCCUGAUCAAAGCCCUCACCCUCUUCCUAGAUGCUGCAGAGAGCUAUUCCAAGGACUUCUGUGUGUGCCAGUCUUUGCGCUGCAAGAGGUUGAUCAGACUCAUUACUCUGCAGCUCCACUUCCUGACUACUCACCACAGCACCAAGCUGAUUAACCUGAGCAGGAAGAGCUUGCUGCCGUGUAUCCUGGCGCUGCCCAGGUUCUACCAGGUGAGGAGGGCCUUCACCCUUUAGAAGAGAUGGUUUGGUUUGUCUUUAAAAGUAUUAGAAGAAAAAUACCAAAUUAGAAACCUGAUCUUUUUCUUAUCAUAUGCCCAAGCAUGUACAAGUAGUCCUUGCUUACUGACCACUCGUUUAGCAACCAUUCAAAGUUGCAAUGGUGCU
Messenger RNA from Python bivittatus (Burmese python), 6786 nucleotides. NCBI's taxonomy places the organism in Eukaryota, Metazoa, Chordata, Lepidosauria, Squamata, Pythonidae. The record is from RefSeq and is a predicted model, not a curated record.